AUGGUCAUAGCUUAUCUUCCCCGGUCUGAGAAGGAGGAUCAUGAUCAUGAUCAUCCGCAUCUAGAGCCGCAUAUCUCCUCGUUCGCCGGCCGGCUCGGCGGUAAUCAGGAUUUUAUCCUUGACCGGAAUGACCCCAGGAAUGAUGAAUUGCUGGAGAGGGUGCCAGAUGCGGCUCCGUGCAUGUCGUUCGCCGAGAUCUUCGAUCUCAAGGGCUUCUAUAGUCCAGAUCUAUGGAAAUUCGCGAUGCUGGAAUGCGUCGGUAUGCGCAACCCCAAUCCCGCUUGCUUCCCCAGUACUCAAUUGAGCCUCUGUUUUGUGUGUCCACUUCUGGCUGACACCUUUGUUUUGAUAGCGAGUAUGAUGAAUGUCUUUAUCUCCUCUUGGGUUACUACGCAUCCCAUGGCGGCUACGACCUAUCCCACGGCUGGGGCGGGUAUCUAUGAUACCGUUACCUUCUUCUCGCCGCUGUUCGGAGGCAUCACCAAUCUCCUCAUGACUCCACUUUUGAUUUACACCUUCGGCGCAUCCAGUGGAGGCCAUAUUAGUCCGACUAUCACAAUGGCGUGUUUCUUUGCGCGGAUCAUCUCCUUCCCGCGUAUGAUGCUAUACGUCGCUGGGCAAACGCUGGGCGGUGCUCUUGCGGGUUUCGCACUUAACACGGCCUACGGUAACCGGAAUUUUACCGUAGGAGGAUGUCACAUCGAUACGAGCUUUGUGCCACCCAAAGAUGGUCUGGUCAUUGAAUUUAUGGCUUGCCUUAUUGUGAUUUUCCUGGCUUUUGGCGUCGCCCUUGACCCUCGACAGGCCAAGGUCUUCGGUCCUGCCGUUGGCCCGUGGUUUGUGGGUAUUGUUGUGGGAGUGGUUUGCUGGGCAACCGCUUUCACUCGCGAGGGAUAUAUUGGAGCGAGUAAGUACAUGAAGACCAGGGGAUGA
Penicillium pulvis is the source of this 933-nucleotide messenger RNA. RefSeq names its product MIP transporter. Gene Ontology annotation, cellular component: membrane. NCBI's taxonomy places the organism in Eukaryota, Fungi, Ascomycota, Eurotiomycetes, Eurotiales, Aspergillaceae. Gene Ontology annotation, molecular function: channel activity. The transcript has a single exon. The record is from RefSeq and is a predicted model, not a curated record. The coding region runs from base 1 to 933 and encodes 310 amino acids. Gene Ontology annotation, biological process: transmembrane transport.